This is a messenger RNA of Rhagoletis pomonella (apple maggot), 2388 nucleotides long. RefSeq lists its product as uncharacterized. Gene Ontology annotation, molecular function: actin filament binding. The record is from RefSeq and is a predicted model, not a curated record. Bases 210 to 1433 code for a protein of 407 amino acids. The transcript is spliced from 4 exons. Gene Ontology annotation, cellular component: cytoplasm; nuclear outer membrane; meiotic nuclear membrane microtubule tethering complex. Lineage: Eukaryota; Metazoa; Arthropoda; Insecta; Diptera; Tephritidae. Gene Ontology annotation, biological process: nuclear migration.
AAGAAGUACACGCCUUCGACGAACAUAUCGAAGCCAUUGAAAAGUCGCUCAACAAUUUGCAACAACAAGUUGGUAAGACAGUUGAGGCAAGCACCCAACUGAUCGCCAACACCAAGGAACACUAUCUGAGCAAACAAAAUUUGGUACCAAGUGAUAUCGCACAGGAGUUUACAGCAUUAGAGUUGCUCUCCGAGCGUGUACAGGGCGCCAUGGAAACGAAACAAAAGGAAUUCAAGCGAGCCAAGACUGUACGCACCGAAUAUCUGAGUGGCGUAGAUGAAAUCCAAAGAUGGCUGCGUCAAGCGGAAGUGCAAGUGCAAGAUCGUACACUCGCGCCAGCGCAAAUGAAGGAAUUGUUGCAUCGCAUCAAUCAGGAAAUCACCGGCAUUUAUGAGCGUUUCACAAUGGUUAAGACAAAUGGACAACUGAUUAUCGAUAAUUGUCGGAAUAGUAAUGAGAAACUGCUCGUACAAUCGACGAUCGAUCAGUUGGCGCAAGAAUUGGGACAAGUACGCUCAUGGUUGGAUGAGAAGAAACAACAAGUCGGUGAUAGUUUGGAUGCAUGGACGAGAUUUAUGAAUUUGUAUCAAAUUGUGAUGGCGUGGGUGGUCGAGAAGCGCACCUUCCUCGAUCAGACAAUCGAAUUGCGUACACUGUCCGAGGCGCGUAACAAACUCAAUGACUAUGCAGCGGCUGUGAAGAGUAUUAAACCGAUUGUGAAGCAUUUGAGCGAAAUGGAUAAGGAAUUGGAACAUAUUGGACAAGUGACAACUGUGGGUGAUCUCAAGGAUAAAUUGCAAGAGGCUGAGGAUGCCAAGGUUUCCGUGGAAGCGGUGCUGCUGGAAAGGAAUUCCCUACUACAAGAAGCCUGCGAAGAAUGGGAUCAAUGUGAACGCAAAAUCAAGGACAUACGCAGCUGGAUAGACAAAACGAAGGAAGCAUUGGGUUCACCACAGCACAAGAAGAAACCGCUGCGCGAUCAAUUGGGCUACUGCGAGAAAACGCUGGCGGAUAUUAAUGUACAGAAGACCAAAUUGCGCCUAUCUAUCGAAAAAUUGGAGGUGCACUUCCGUAAUGGUAUGGGUGGCGAUCCGCGCCUAAGCGAAAAUGUCGAUGAUCUAUUGAAAAUCUUGGACGGACUGGCGGAAUUGGUACGCACCAAAACCACUAGUGUCGAAGAGACGCUCAAUCAGAUCGAUAUCUAUCAGCAACAGAUGCAAACAUUGCGUCAAAAGAUCAUACAAGAGGAACAACAAUUGCGGCUCGUAAUGGCGCCCACGUAUCUGCCCCACGAUCGUGAGCGUGCAUUAGCAGAGCAACAGGCAUGUCGGGAGCGUGUUAAGAAUCUUCAUUCAAAAAUAACUGCACGCAAUGAGCGCAUCAAGCUGUUGAUCCAUCGCGGCACACCGGACGAUGCAGUGUUAGAUAUAUAGUUUUAGGCGCCAUAAGCCCGUCGUACUUCCACCACCACCUCACACUUAAACACACUCACACACGAUAUGCGAGCAUCUUAUGGCAGCAGAAAAUAAACAUACAUUACUUACUACAUAAAUUUACUAUAUAUAAAUAUUUAUAAUUUUAAUAAUGUAUAGGAAAAAAAAAUAUUAAUUAUUUUAAAUUUAAUUUAAAGUUACGUACCUAAAUGUUAAAGUCUAAAAAAGAAGUUGUAGAGGAAGCAAAAACUGUGCGCGCAGCGUAAAAAACUUAAAGCCAAAGAACACACAAAGUACUUAAGUAUUCAAUUACUUAAAGCGCGUACUUAGCAUACCACAAGCCAACAUAUACAAAUACAAAUACCUUAGCUUAUGUACUAGUAGCAGCCACCGCCAAUGAAGCUACCAUCAACACCAAAUUGAAUGCGCCCAAAUGUUGGCAACUACAUAUGUGUGAGCGACACUCUAGCUGCUGCUGAGGCGCGCCGCUGCCAGACUCCCAAUGUUGGCUGAGCGCAUCGGCGGCGGCGAGAGCGUCGACACACUAACAGCUCUGUUUCCGCGCUAAUGACUAGACUUAUGCCAUCACUAUAACUGCGCCUAAAAUUAUGACGCAGUAUAUGGACAUUGUUUCACUCAGUAGUUCAUGACAAAAACAUUGACAGUUGUCAUUUGUUAGAGCGCUCAAAAUCAAGAUUUUGCGGCAUAUUUUUAGACGCUGUGGCGCUCAGACAAUUGUCAUGUGAACAGUUUUGUCAGUAGCUGUCGGAAUAAGGCUGUAAAUUUGCUGGCGCUUGCGUAAGAAAAACUUAAAAAGUUUUAAUUUGUUCAACACAUUUCCCCCAUAGCGUUAUUGUAAACAGCCAUUAUUUAUAAGGCAAAAAAAAAAAUUACUUAUAAAAAUAUUAAAAAACUCUGACAUGACCCCAAAAAAAACAAAGCGAUUUUUAAAUAA